Paralichthys olivaceus (Japanese flounder) is the source of this 5522-nucleotide messenger RNA. NCBI's taxonomy places the organism in Eukaryota, Metazoa, Chordata, Actinopteri, Pleuronectiformes, Paralichthyidae. The record is from RefSeq and is a predicted model, not a curated record.
GUAGAUCAGUUUGGAGAAAAAGUACUGGACAGAUCUCUUUAUAUACAGUCUAUGGGACAGAUGUGUUGAACCAACAAAGAAGAGACACCAGGCGGCAACAGCAGCAGCAGUGGAGUGUAGGCUCUGGGGACAGCUGUGGCAGCGACCCCUGGCGGUGAGUCCAUGAAACGUGCAGUCUCUACAACAACAUCCAGAGCAAGGUGUGUGAUGUCCGAGUCCCUGUGUCCACAGCGCGUCUUCAACGGCUUGAAGAAGGGCUUGUCUAACAGGCAGGACUGACCUUCAGGCUAAAAGGUCAGACACUGGGAGGGCGGAGCCCAAUGGAUCGUGGUGGUUGGUGUGAGACCCAGAGCAGCAUAAUGUCGCAACUUCCUGUGGACGGCGUAGACCUCUGCGAUAACCUCCCCAACCCUGACACUGUCUCUGCCCAAACUCAAAACCUCAACGAAACAAACUCACAAAAUCAAAGUCUCUGUCCUUCACAAAUUGAAGUGGGGGGAGGGCGCAGGCUCAUCCAAAAAGCCUCUUUUAACAACAAUGGGAAGGAUGAGGAGGAAGAAGAGGGGAAGGAGAGAUACACAGGAAGAGGCAGAGAGGAGGAUGAGCAAGAAGACAAUGAUGAAGUGAUGAAAGAAGAAGAAGAGGAGGAAUCAGAGGAAUCGAGUAGUCUAAUUCGCGGCCAGUCUCCAGACACUAUGACUGACUCAUCGUAUUCAGAGACUGGCAGCCUGUUGGAGACUCCAUAUCCUUUCAGCCCGGGGACCAGUGCAGAGCCUACAUCCCCUGUCAUCCCAGUGAUCAGUCCAGAAACUGCAUAUCCCAUCGGUCCAGUGGAAUUCAAUCAGAGUGAUGUCAGCAUGGACUCUCUCACAUCCAGCACUGGAUCAGCUGCCUUCACCACAGGGCUUAUUCACUCUACUACACUAACUGAAACCUCAGACACCAGACCCACAUGUAUCACAGAAACUACAAGCAGGAUAGAAAAAAAUGCUGAGUCCACUACAGAACUUCUUACCUCAUUUACUGAGCCCGUCUUCAGCCAUGGGUCUGCCAGUUCAUAUGUCGGACCUGUCACCUCAACCGCAGAGACAUUCACAGUAACUGAUUGCACCACACGGCUCAAUACCUCCGUGCCUUCCACUACUAUGAGUGCAACUACAGGACCCCUUGCCUCCACCACAGGGCCAACGACUGUAGGUACAGAUCUCACUUUCACCACAGGAUCUAUAACCUCAAACUGGGAAAACAUCACUUCCAGACCAGUGCCCCCUUGUUUCUCAGUGUCCACCUGCUCAACUGGGACUAUUCCAAGCCCGGCUUCGCUGAAAUAUCUGGAGCAGUUGGCAGAAAAAGGAGAUGACGGUCACCUUCCACACUACCUGCACCAGAUUGCUGAGGCCUUUGUCCUUCAGAAAGACUACCAGCAGGCGUUAUGGUGCAUCCAACUAGAGAGACUCUAUCACCAGAGGAUAUUGGACAACCUGAAUACACUCCAGGAGCAAUUGGGAGAGUACAGAAGGGUCACACAGGUUUCAAAUAUUCAUUUACUAAGACCAAGAACAGUCACUAACUCUGUCUCUCUCUCUCUCGCUUCUGUUCAUAGACCAGGUUCAAGAGAUGCUGUGCGUGCAUCUCUGGACUUUAUGAGGCCUACAGUUGAAGAAGGUGCUGCUCUGUUGUCAUGUUCCCCAGCUGAUCAGGUUGACAGAGGGACGGAGCAGAGAGACAAAGACUCCAGUCCUCAGAGUGGUGAUCCGGUCACCCCCUACAUUAAUUUGACCGACAGAAUCAGUCUCCCUGAGAUCAUAGAUAAGGACAGGGAAGACCCAGGCAGGGUUUUUGAUGGGAGGGAUGGUUUCCAUGGAUCUCAGCUGACUGACGAGCAGGGUAGUGACAGAGAGGGAGGCGGGGCAGAAGGGGGGUUGGGACACACCAUUCCAGCCAUAAAAAAUGGUCUGCACCCCUCUACAGCUGGAGAAAUGGAUCAGUCCAAGCCCGCAGAGCAGCAGGGAGGAGAUUUAGGUCUAGCAGAGGGAAAGGAGGUAAAAAGGGAAGAAGAGGAGAGGAGCAUAGAGGAGGCAGUAGAGGCUUUGGAGAUGGAUGAUGAGGGAGAGGAAGACGAUAAGGAGAAGCAGAAAGAAAGAGACUUUGUAUUCUAUCAGAGAGCUCUCCCAGUGGAUAAUCUGGGCAGUGGGGCAGAUGUGGAGGAACAGCUGCACCAGGAAGUCCCAGUUGAAGAGAAACUACACGAGCAUACCCAGCAGGAGAGCACGGAAACUUGCCUGCACCAGGAGGCCCAUCUUACUCAGGAGGCUCAUAUAAAGAAGCAGGAGCAGCAUGAAGAGGAAGAAGAGGAGGAGGAGGAGGAGUAUGAAGUAGAGCAAGCUGACCUCAUCAGAGAAGCUGCCUCACUGGACGACAUGGCUAAACUCAUCACCGUAGAGGAGAUGUCUCCUGCAUCUGGCCUGGUCUCCAUAUUGAAGAAGAGGAGUGUUUGUGUGGAUAACGUGAGUGUGUCUUCGAGUUCAGAGUCCCUGCCUGACAAAGCCACUGCCAAAAGAAGAGUCCGCUUCAGAGUUCCUGACGAUGAUGAGCAGGACGUUGGCGGUGGAGACUCCUGCCUGCUUCUCAUCCUGCUUUGUCUUGUUACUGUAGUGAUCAGUGUGGGUGGCACCGCCCUUUACUGUGCUGUGGGGGACGCCCACUCAUCGGUGUGUCAGGACUUCUCCAGAAAUGCAGACUUCUACAUGGGCCAGAUCCAGCAGGGGAUAACUCAUGUCCAACAUUGGUUUACGCCUGGGUCAUAGCAGCAGACACUUUUUUAGCACCCUGGAGUCACUGGCCUUACUGUUUUUUUUUUACUGUAGGCUACAGGUAAUGCAUCCAGGCGACUGCUACCUGCCACCGUGUGGAGUAAGUGGCCAUUAUGCUGCCUAAUUGACUAUAAGAGUAGAUCAGAUUCAGUUAGCAUUUGCUCUUCUGCAGUUUUAUGCUCUGUGAGUAAAAUUCCAAGGUUCACUGAGACCCCAAGUCAUACAUUAGAAAUCCCAAAAGAAAACUAAAUAAAAAGAAUAGCAGAGCAGAAGAGGAUGAACUGACCUACAACCCUCUCUACUCCAGAUUCAAGAGGUAAGAGCUCAGAGUUGUCUUCAUACUCACGUCCACUGUCAGCCAGUGAUGGUUCAGUUUCAAAAGUCAGGUAAAUCAGCCAAGACUGAAUACAAACUGACACUGACUCACACUGGAAUCCAGAACUCAGCACAGUCAAGAUCAAAUUAAACAGCUGUGACCCACAGAGCUGUAAAAAUAAGAAGUAUAAAUUGUACAGUUUGCUAACUGUGGGGAAAAGAGACUCUCUCUCUCCCCACACACUGCACAAACAGGUAGUGGCCCAGCAAGCAUUUUACAGACUGCUGCAACUACUGCUGUUGCUUUUAUUGUUGACAUUUUUUAGAUCAAAAUGAAAUUUUAAAAUAAUGAAAUUGUUGUGUAUUAAUCAUGUCUUAAACCUUUGGAUGAAUGUUUGGGGCUCAUUGUUGACCUUUGUGUGGUCUGUGGGGCAUUUCUACAGUGUACUGUCAGAUAAAAGAUUUAACGGGUUAUUUUGGUGUUUUUAAAACCUGAGCUGCUAAUGGACAACAGGCACGUCAAAUAGGUCCACGGGGGGAAGUUACCUGAUUGCAUUGCAUUGCAUUGCAUGUUGUUAUGAGCUCAAGAGCUCGAUAUCAGCCCUACAGACAUAUACAUAAAUAAUCCCCCCCUGCGCACAUUUGACAUCUGUCCUGUCGCUGCCGUUUUCUGUGUAACUACCAACAACACAUUUGCAGCGAGCUGACAUGGCUGACCCUGGAGACUUAAAAGUCUUAACUGUCCGUUUGUGUUUUUCAAUGAACUAAUUUUAGCUUUGUGUAGCAUAUGCAACAUGUACAGGAUCACAGUGCACCUCUGUAUAUAUUUUCAGGAGAAUGUUUAACAUGUUGCACAUGAGACUGGUACGAUUUUAUUGCAAUAUUUCAACAGGCAUCGUUCUGUUGGUUGUAGACUAAAUGUCAACUUAAUAUGAUUUAAUCAACAACACAAAAAAAUCCAUAUCCAUAUCUUGCUUUCAGGUUUACUGUGAAAAGUAAAUAUCAUUUAUCAGUUAUGCACAUUUAAACAGAAAAUACUCAUCUUCACAUUUGGAAUAUCUCAGUAAAAUGAACACCUGAUGGAUGAGAACUGUUGGUAGGAAUAAUUAUUCAGUGUACUUCAUCAGUACAGCCUUGAUGUUGAUGGACCAGUCCUGGUCUGUCUGUCUGUAUCUUUGCUGUUUUUAAGGGAGUCUGGGCAUCAUCCUCAAUGUGUGACUAUCAAUGUAUAAUUUGUUUUUUGCAACUCAGAAAGAUUUAUGCCACCACUUAAAAGAUUCAUCCUGAUAACUGUUAACAUGUUGUUAACGGAACAUUUGUCUUAUGUGUUUACAGCGGCCAAAUAUUUGAUCUUAAAUUUCCUUAUGAAAAAGUUUGGUCUGGAAAAAGUUUCACACUUUUGUCCCUGAAACCAAACUCAAACCUGUGUAUUUACUCUUAUUUCUAACAAUUUGAAAGAAACGUUUAAUAUUUUUCAGCUUGACGUCGCUGUUUUCCCAUCCAUAGUUUCCAUGUGAUAUUCCAACAUAUUGAAACAUUUGAUGUCCUGCUCACCUUGCUGUUGUAGUGGAUGCCAUAAAAAGUGCCCUAGAAAAACCACAUAUCUUAGACACGUCUUAUUUGUCAGUGGGUAAAGACAGAAAGGACAGAUUCAAGUGUCUUAACUAUGCAUUUUAACAGGUGAAGAAAGAACAGUGUUUUCUUUCUAUCACAGUGUGUCACUCACAAAUCCCCGAUAAUUAAUUUAAAGAUAUGAGGUUUUCCCAGGAUGUAAUGAUUAUUAGUUUGAGUCUUGCUUUUUUAUUUGCACAUGUCAUCUGGCUGGUUCAAAUGACUAUCACUCAGAAGAAAGCAUCUUAUUUAAUCUUUCAGAUGAUUUUAAUUAUUUAUAAUAGUAGAGAAAGUUUGAGUGGUUAAGAAACAUCUUUAGUUUUUGUUUUCGCUUGAUUGUUGUCAUCAUACAUCACAUACUGUAGGUUUUUCAUCUCAUGUGUCAUUGUUGUUAAGGAGGCUUUGACAGAAAAUUAGAUUUUUUUAAUUGAACACCUUCCUCUCCUGUCACUGUACAUUCAUGUUGUUUAUUUACAUUUAUUUUCAAUACCGUGCCUCUGCUGUCAGUUGCGUCCUCUCCACACAAAAUGUAAAAGGUUACUGUUUCUUCCAUCUUAAGACGCAGGAUAUGUAAUCUAUUCUUAGUUAUUGGUUUUUAAUAAAACUUGAUAGGAGGAAUUUUGUGUGUGAAUCAGUCAUCUGUACCACUGUUAUCAGCCCGAUGAAAGGUGUUUAUUAUGAAUUGUUUAAUGAAUUUUUUUCACCUUUUUCCACUGUUCUUAUAGAUUGUUAUAAGGAAAUUAGGUUUUUUGUCCUGUUUAUGUCUCCUGUUAAAGCCAUUGG